This is a messenger RNA of Saccostrea echinata, 1578 nucleotides long. RefSeq lists its product as uncharacterized. Gene Ontology annotation, biological process: DNA integration. The record is from RefSeq and is a predicted model, not a curated record. The transcript has a single exon. Gene Ontology annotation, molecular function: nucleic acid binding. Bases 1 to 1578 code for a protein of 525 amino acids. Lineage: Eukaryota; Metazoa; Mollusca; Bivalvia; Ostreida; Ostreidae.
AUGCGUUACUUCAGAUAUGACGUAGAAUUCGUAUUUAAGAAAGGAGUUAACCUUGUGAUAGCGGAUACGCUAAGCAGAGCUUUUCUCAUGACUACAGAAGGAAGUGUGGAUGAGCGUCACAGGAUUCUAUCUGUUUCAACAUUAAUGGAUAAUGACAUACCAGAUAUCAGGAUCCAAGAAAUUCGCGAUAUAACAGCUAAAGAUGCAGAAAUGCAAACAUUGGUCAACACCAUAGCUAAUGGAUGGCCUGAAAACAAACAAGAUCUACCAACAAGUGUGCGUCAUUAUUUCGAUUUUCGUGACACUCUAAGCAUUGAAGAUGGACUCAUUUUGAAAGGUGAAGCAGUCGUCAUUCCGAAGACACUUAGAUCAGAUAUGAAGAUUCGAUUACAUAAAGCACACCUAGGAUAUGACAGUAUGAUUAGGAGAGCUCGUGGUGUGAUAUUCUGGCCUGGGAUGAAAUCCGAUAUAAAACAGAUUGCGGAUUAUUGUGGGAUUUGUCAGGAAAGAAAACCCAGAAAUUGUAAGGAACUUUUAAUUCAGCAUUCAACAUGUGAAUUUCCCUGGCAGAAAAUUGGACUAGAUUUAUUUGAGAUACAAGGAAAACACUACAUGGUUUCAGUAGACUAUUUUUCCAAUUUUAUUGAGGUAGAUUACCUUCCAACAACAACAAGCACAAGAGUGAUUUCGUUGCUUAAGAAACAGUUCUCCAGAUUUGGCAUACCAAACGUUAUAAUUUCGGAUGGUGGACCACAAUUUAGAUGUCAAGAGUUUCAGGAUUUUGUGAAGACCUGGAAGAUCGACCACAAAUUCUCAUCUCCGAUGCAUCAGCAAGCAAACGGAAAGGCUGAAUCGGCAGUGAAGAUCAUCAAAACACUGAUGAUAAAAACACAGGAGGAUGGGACAGACCCGUAUGAAGCGUUACUUGAACAACGUUGUACCCCAAGACAGGAUACUGGUCUAAGCCCAGCACAGAUGAUGUUCAACAGAGAGAUACGUGCUACACUCCCAAUGAGAUCUCGAGUGAGCAAUGAUUUUGGAAUAGCAAAAUCCAAACACAGAUCCAGACAGAUUUCCGUGAAGAAAUCGCAUGACAAAAAUGCACGAAACUUACCUGAAGUCGAUAUUGGACAGUCCGUUUAUUUCCAACACCGGGAAGGACAAAACUGGAAGCUUGGGAAAGUGAUCCAAAUACUUGGACAGAGAACAUACGUUAUUGCAGACCAACAAGGAGUCGAAUAUCGAAGGAACCGAAUUCAUUUUAGACCAACUAAAAUACAGACCCAUAUUCGUGAACAAUCUCCAGUUCGUGAAGAACCAAUCAACAAACGUGAACUCUGUGAAUUUCCAAAACCAGUUAGUGAACCAACAAGCGAGUGUAUGUCCAGCAAACGGAUACCGGUAGUUGCAGGCUCGAAUGAACAACAUAGCGUUCCAAACUCGAUUUCAGAAACUGUCGUCAGCAAGCCUUCUUACAAGGAUAUUAUACCAGAUACUCGUGCAAUGCCAAUAUCGCGUGAACCGUCGACAAGGAUUCGUAGGAAACCAGCAUACUUGAAAGACUAUGUACAAAAUUGA